CUCUCUCUCUCUCUCUCUCUCUCUCUCUCUCUCUCAGGUGUUAAAGAUCAGACGACCAUCCAAUGGUCGGAUCGUAUUUCUUCUGUUCCCCCUUAACUUUUUUGCAACUUGAUCUCCCAAAAUCGCAGGUCCUAUGAAUUACAGUUUUCUCUUAUCCUACUUUCUUACAUCACCUUUGUGUGAAUGGAAUCUAAAAGAUGGGUGAGAGAGAAUUUCGAAAGAAAAAUGACUCAAAAAAUCAACGAAUUUCUGAUUGGUGGAAUCAGGUUUACUGAAUUCAGAAAGAAGCCAAUUCAUUGCCAAUUUCAUGUUUAUCCACUCAGAGUCAGGGGACUCUCUCGAAGGUCUUUUUUCUAUUUCAAUUUAUUAAUUAGUUUUCUAUGCAGAUGUAUUUAUUUAAUUUUAUCUGUUUCCUGUCGCGUUUAUGUGUGAUCACAUGUGAAUAUGAUGAUAAGCGUUACUCAUCUUCGCUUUUUACUUCCUCCUGUUAUAUGCAUGAAUCUUUAAAAUAAUUUAUUUAGAUAUAUCUAUCUAUUUAUAGUAUUGAAAUUUGGUAAUUUUCUCUUAGAUUUCCUCAUAUUGUGACAUUCAAAUACAUAUGCAUGUAUGAUCUUAAUUCUGACACAUCCGUCUCCAAGUGUUUGUGUGUGUUUGCUUCUCUAAAUUUUUAUCUCAUAUCUUUUUUGUUUCAUAUGUAUGAAGUUUGUUGAAUUUGGAUAACUUCUUCUAGAUUCUUUUUAUUGAUUUUUUGGCUGUAGUAAGAUAUUUGGAGUUUAGUGAUGCCAAAUUUCAUGAAAACAUAAUGUCUUUAAGUUUCUUUUCAUGAUCGAAAAAAAGAAAAGGAUAAGAUUUAAACGUUUCUUGAGUUUGCACUAAAUAAACCAGCCAAUAGAUGUUCCUACUUUCUUCAAAUGCUUGCAAUUAUGAUCUUUUAGGUGCUUUGAAAGUGUAUAUUAUUUCUUUUAUUUUAAAAAUUGUCCAAGAAAAAUUCCAUGUAAAUGACCGUUUGCUAUAAUAGUUGGCUUGUGAAAAAAAAGAGAGAGAGAGAUUUGUUAUUUAUAUAGAUCAUAUAUUGUAAAAUGUUGCAUGAUUCAUAUACAACAAUAACAAUAACAAAACCAAACUCCCAUGAAAAUAUAUAGGGUAAGGGGGUGUUUGAAUUACUCUAAUAAAAUAGUGCAACAAUUAUAAUAUCAUAUAUAUGAACUGAUAAAAUAACAAGACUAAUAAAGUUACUUUCUAGAUUCAUAUUAUAUUCAGAAGGAUAAUUUAUUUUUUCUUACAAGCUGACAUGCAUAUAUUGCAUAUAAGAACAUGUUUGAAAAGCAUAUAAAAUGACUGUUUUAUGGAUAUCUACUUGCAUGUAUUUUAAUCAAGACUCGAGUUCACAGAUAUUACAAACAUUUUUCUUGUGGGGCAAAAUAAAUAAAAGGUUAAAUGCAUAUUUAUGCAACAAAGUGUCACCUUUUCCCAUUUUAUGCAAUUGAUCUGAUUUUUGCAAACCUCAUUCAUUAUGUGAUUGAUAAAUCAUUUGAGUAAAUUACACAAAUGGUCCUUAUGGUUUGGGGUAAUUUGCACGUUUGGUCCCUAACUUAUUCUUUUCACUCGGAAGGUCCCUACUGUUUGUUUUUUAUAUGUAUUUGGUCCCUACUGUUUGUUUUUGUUAUGCGCUUGAUCCCUGUCUUACCUAAAAAAAAUAUUAUUUAAAUAGGGAAAAAUGGUAGAUUAGGUAAGGUAAGGUAAGGAGGUAGGGUUGGGGUGUGUGCUUAUUUAAAUAAAUUAAAAAGUCAAGGACAAAAUAGUCUUUUUAGGUAAGAUAGGGACCAAAUGCAUAACAAAAAUAAACAGUAGGGACCUUCUGAGUUAAAAAAAUAAGUUAGGGACCAAACACACAAAUUACCCUAAACCAUAGGGACCAUUCGUGUAAUUUACUCAAAUCAUUUUGUUGAGUUAUAAAAGUGAAAAUAGCAUGAGAGUUAUAAUAAUUUUAUCUAUUUCCCAUUUUUUAUGACCAGAAUUUUCUAAUUCCUAAUCUGUCCAAUGUUACUAGUAUUUAUUGUUCUUUCUGGUUGCACCCUUGCUUUCUAAACAUCAACCCAAGUGAUUAUCCAUAAUGUAGCAGAGUUUAGUUUUCACUUUUUGAGGAUCAAUGAAGGUAUGUUACCAGAUGCUUACUGUUUAAUUUCUUUAAAGAAAUUUCAAAUUCAAUAGGAUUUCUUAUAUGUGAACAUAUAAUAUUUUAUAUUUCUUUGGGCAAAUUACCAAAAGAAAAAAAAAACAUAAUAUUUUGGGCAAUUUUAUGGUAUAACCACUUAUUAUUUGUUUUUUCCGCUCAAACCAUAAUUGUUUUUCCAAUUUAACCAUUUUGACAUGAUAUAACAUAUCAAAAAGGUUAAUUUAGAAAAUUACCUAUGAAACUUGAUACAACAUGUCAAAACAAUUAAUUUGAAAAAAAUUGCUUGAAACUUUUAUGAUUUGAUUGGAAAAAAUACAAUAUUAGUGAUUAAACCGCAAACUGCCCAUAUUAUAAUGUAUGUUUUUGUUUAUGUAAUUUGCCCUAUUUCUCUUGCUUCUUGAAUAUGAAAAUAUGGUGUAAUAAUGUAAUAUUCUUAUCGACUUUUACUUUUCAUUUUCAAAUUAUGGACUAAAUACACCCAAACAACUAAGAAGCCAUGCCUUUGUGUGAAAUUUAAAUUUAAAAAAAAAAAAAAAAAAAAAAAGUUAAGUCAAGGUAGGUGGAGAAAGAUUAUUUUUGAUGUGGUAUGGAGGAAUUGUGUCUUUAAUAGGCUACUUGUGUCCUUAGAAUAAAUGACCAAGUUCUCUGUUUUAACCUUUAACAUGAGAAACAAAUUAUAUUGGUCAAUUAUAUACAGAAAAUUUGGACUUUUAUGCAUCGUUUUUUUUUAAAUCAUACAAAUUGCAUACUUACACGUAUACACACACAUUUAUUUACAAUUAAAGUAAGGUCACAACUCACAACAGCAAUGGAGGUCGAGGUUCUCCUGUCAGUUUCCAUUGCCUUCUGCUGACGUUUUUUUUUAAGAAUGGUCCCAUUACAAAAGAUACUCAUUCACGAUUUUGUUAUAAAUAAGUAUCACUAUAUAUUUUCCAAAUACUAAAUUUAUAUAAAAUGUAUUACUAUUCUAUUGCUUCUACUCUCCAAUUAAGUCAUUGUACUUAUACUAUAUGUCUCACUUAGUUUGAAUUUAAAUUAUAAAUUAAGAUAUUAGUAACUUUAAUUUAUUAUUGGAUUUGUUUUUUGCUUUUUAGUUAUUACUUUGUUUUACUUCAUAUCGAAAUGGUGAAAUAAAGUUCAUUUCUGCUUUGAGCUUGAACUGUUGAACAUGAAGUUAAUUGAGUGGUCAAAGAAGUCAACUAUGUGCAUCAGCAGUGAUACAUACUAUUACAUAGUACAUAGAUACAUUGACUUAUAAGUUAUAUAUAAUUAGUAUCAUCUAUUAGUUUGGUUACUAUUUUAGGCAAGUAGUUUCUUUUUAAGCUGAAAAAAGCAAUUCGUUAUGAUCUUAUACCCACACACACGCGCACUUAGAUCCUUAAAAAAGAGUAAUGACGUCAUAUUCUGAUUAUUUAUUUAUUUUUUUUAUCAAUUCUUGUCAUAGUUUAUUCUUUUUUACACUUUUAUGUUUGUACUAUUUCACAACAAUAUUGGAACAUAGUUAUUUGAAUAAUCAGGUAACAUAUUGAGAAUCUUAUAUUUAUUGGCAUAUAAUGAGUCAUAUAUAUUAUAUGGUAUUGUGUGAAGAGCAAGUUGACAUAAGGGAAAGAAAAUCCAAGAACCUAGUUGAUUUUCCAAAAUAGGAAAAAAAACACAAAUACCCAUUUAUUUUAAAUUGGAGAAUAUAAUAAAUAAUAAUAAAAAGAAACAGGUACCCAGCUAUUUAUAUCCUUCAUGAGACACUGCCGAUUUCUGCCUCUGCAUUGCUUUUUCUUUCAGAAAGGCAAACUCAAGUUCAAUCAAAACCCUUUUUUUUUCCAAUUUCCUCAAAAAAAAAAAACUUUUCCCAAAAAAAGAAAUUAAAAUAUAUUUAUAUUUUAUAUGUAUAUAUAGAUAUAUCUAUGUAUAUAUAUAGAUGAGAGGUAGAUUAUGGCUAAAAAAGGAAGGAGAUCAAUGGAAACAGAGAAAGUUGAUGAAGCUAAAGAAGAGCUCCAACCACGUGUAUCAGAUGUUUACAUCCGUAGCCUUGUGAAACACUUAACCACCAACGACGGUGGUGGUGGUGGUGGUGGAUCGCCGGAAAAUGAGAAACAUUUUAGUGAAAUUAAUAAUAACACCCAAAAACCACAAAAGCCCAAAAAACAAGUCAGAAGAAGACUUCACACAACUAGACCUUAUCAAGAACGACUCCUAAACAUGGCAGAAGCCAGAAGAGAAAUUGUCGCCGCCCUUAAGUUUCACAGAGCUUCCAUGAAACAACAAGAGGCCGCCGGUGGUGCCGUCACUAACCACCACCAACCGCCGCCAGUACAAGAGAAAAAACCAAAAUCCCGACGAAUUCUCAGCCUUUAUCCUUCCACCACCACGGACGGCGGUGCCGCCACCGCCACCACCACCGCUGCCAAUUUGUAUUGGCCUAUCUCCGCCACUGCACCGCCACUGCCGCCAGCGUACCAUGACAACUUAAAUUUAUUUCUUCCGAGUCAAACUUUGGGAUUGAAUUUAAAUUUUCAGAAUUUUGAAAAUUUAGACACCCGUUUUUAUCACACACCAUUGUCAUCAUCUUCAACUUCCUCUAAUCCGGUGGCUGGAAAACGGAAGGAGACGCCGGAAAAUUCCUCCGGCGGGUUGCAUCAUGCGAUGGGAGAUGAGGAGAUGGAGGAGAUACGGUCGUUGGGUGAGAAACACCAGAUUGAGUGGAAUGACACCAUUAAUUUGAUGACGUCAGCAAGGUGGUGUAGUUUCUUGAAGAAUAUGGAAAUGGAAGAAGAUGAAGGAGAUGAGUUUUAUGGAUUUGAUCAAGUUAUGAAGUUUCCACCAUGGCUGAUUAAUGGAAAUGAGAACUCUUGUUUGCAAGAUCUUAAUUUUUCUGAUGCGUACAUGCAAGAUCCUCCUUUACCUUGCAUGGAUAUAGGUGAAAUUGAAGGAAUUGAUGGGGAGUGGCUAGCCUGAAAAAAGAUUGAUUGCGUUUUUUGAAAAAUCAAUUGUGGCUGAAUUUUUGAACUAUUUUUGUUUUGUUUUUUGUUAAUUUUUUUAAUAUUUUGUUGUACUUUUAUUUUUCUAUGUAAUAAUGAUUGCAAGUAAUAUGCGAUAUGAGAAAAUUAAAACAGAAAAUAUAUAGAAAGGAAUGAACUGGAAUUGUUGCUUAGCGAAGGAAGACAUAUAUAUGGAAAGUUUUUAUAUGCAA
Molecule: messenger RNA, 5363 nt
Organism: Lactuca sativa (garden lettuce)
Lineage: Eukaryota; Viridiplantae; Streptophyta; Magnoliopsida; Asterales; Asteraceae
Product: protein AAL-toxin resistant 7
Source: RefSeq, a predicted model, not a curated record